This is a messenger RNA of Camellia sinensis, 1772 nucleotides long. The record is from RefSeq and is a predicted model, not a curated record. NCBI's taxonomy places the organism in Eukaryota, Viridiplantae, Streptophyta, Magnoliopsida, Ericales, Theaceae.
AAAAAAAAGUGGGAAUCUAAGGCAUUUUCCAAUCAAUUAUUGAAUUGAUAUUAUCAAUAUCUGAAUAAUAAUAAAAAGCUGCCAUAGAAAUGAUAGACGCAGAAAUUGUGCUACAGAAACGGCGCAGAACACUCGACACGCACUAGUGUUCUAUGUAAUUUUUGUGACGGUUCCGAUCACAAAUUCCUAUAUAAAGAACCAACUUAUUUCAAGCAGAUUGGCGGUUGAGAAACUCACUUUCAGAAAAUCUAGUCAUCCAUGGAUGUUCAUAACCAACAUCUAAGCCAUGACUCCAAACAAGCUGAAGUGGUUGUAAUCAUGGUGCCUUUUCCAUGCUAUAGCCACCUCAACCAGGUCCUCCAGCUCUCCUGCCUAAUCUCCUCCUACAACAUCCCCGUUCACUAUGCUUGCUCCGCCACCCAUGUGCACCAGGCUAAACUCCGCUUCAAUGGCACAAACCGCCUUUCCUUUGCCCAAAUCCAUUUCCACGAGUUCCCUACCCCUCCUUUCCUCUCUCCUCCACCCGACCCCAACGCCCCGUGUAAAUUUCCAUCACAUCUCCAACCAUCCUUCGCAGCCUCUUUGCAUCUCCGUGACCCCAUGGUUCAACUCCUGCACAAAAUCUCCCCCACAGCUAAAAGAGUUGUUGUUGUCCACGAUGCCCUCAUGGCUUAUGUGGUUCAGGACACCGCUACCAUACCAAAUACUGAAACCUAUACUUUUAACCCCACUUGCACGUUCUCUUCCUUCUUCGACGGAUGGCAAAUGAUGGGAAAGCCUUUCCAGUUAGAUGAACCACAAGAGUUACCAUCUCUUGAAGGAUGUUACACUUCCGAGGUCCUGAAUUUCUUUACCCUCCAAACUGAUUUUCUGAAAUCUACAUCUGGAACUAUCAUCAACUCAUGCAGAUCAAUCGAAGGUACUUACAUUGAUUUAUCAAAAGAGCUACAGGUUGACAAAAACAAAAAGAUAUGGGCAGUUGGGCCAUUGAACACCGGAGCAGUAGAUGAUGGCAGAAACUCAAAUAGCCAACACAAAUGUUUGGAAUGGCUUGACAAAAAAGCCCCAAAAUCCGUGUUAUAUGUUUCGUUUGGAACAACAACUUCACUGACAAAUCAACAGAUCAAAGAGCUCGCCAUUGGGUUGGAACAGAGCGGACAAAAAUUCAUUUGGGUGUUGAGAGAUGCCGAUAAAGGUGACAUUUUCGCAGGUGAUGUUAAGAGAGCUGAAGUAUUGCCAGAGGGUUAUGAAGAGAGACUGAAAGGAGUUGGACUGGUGGUGAGAGAUUGGGCACCUCAACUUGAAAUUUUGGCGCACCAAUCUACAGGCGGGUUCAUGAGUCACUGUGGAUGGAAUUCAUGCCUGGAGAGCAUCACCAUGGGAGUGCCGAUAGUAGCCUGGCCGAUGCAUGCGGAUCAACCAAAGAAUGCAUUUCUCGUGACAGACAUAUUGAAGGCUGGUGUGGUUGUCAAACAAUGGGCAGAGCUGCAGGAAGGGGUGGUGGCUUCAUCAACCAUUGCAGAAGCUGUCAAGAAGCUAAUGGCAUCAAGAGAAGGGGAGGAGAUGAGGAAGAGGGCAGAGAAACUGGGAGGUGCCACCCGGAAGGCGGUAGAGGAAGGUGGUGUUUCUCGAAUGAAAUUGAAUUCGUUCAUUGCUCACAUUACUCGGUAGAUUUGUUUAUUGACGCAGGAUGAAUUGGCUUUCCUUUCAUUGAAUUGUAGUCCAGACCUCCAAAUCACAACACUCUGGAAAUAAGAGAAUCAUUUUAGUAA